GCAGUGCCGCUGGAGGAACGCCUCCAAAACAUCUCAUCCUUUUACGCAAAAAAAGCCUGUUUCAUUCCAUGCGGUGCCGUUUGUAUUAAUAUAUAUACAACCUCCGGACUCUCACAGACACCUCAUUGUAGUAUCGGCAUCAUCCUGACCGAUUAUCCGCCAGUUUUUCGGGAAUAAACCUCGGAGUUGUUCCACUACCCGAGCGCAUACGGCUUGCAUCGUGGCUCUUUCAGAAGUGGCAUGUUCGAGGGAUACUGCGGACACAAUUGAACUCCUGCUUUCACCCGAAGAGGAUUCAAUGAAAAUGUCCGUGUGCGUCCAUGAGAACCGGAAAUCACGAGCCAGCACUGGCUCGAUGAACAUCUACCUGUUCCACAAAUCCUCCUAUGCCGACAGUGUCCUCAUGCACCUCAACUCGCUGCGGCAGCAACGGCUCUUCACAGACGUCAUGCUCCAUGCAGGCAGCCGCUCCUUCCCCUGCCAUCGCGCCGUGCUGGCUGCCUGCAGCCGCUACUUUGAGGCCAUGUUCAGCGGCGGGCUGAGGGAGAGCCAGGCCAGUGAGGUUGACUUCCGUGACUCCAUCCACCCAGAGGUUUUAGAGCUCCUGCUGGAUUACGCAUACUCAUCGCGUGUGGUCAUCAAUGAGGAGAAUGCAGAGUCACUACUGGAGGCUGGGGACAUGCUAGAGUUUCAGGACAUCCGGGACGCCUGUGCUGAAUUCCUAGAGAGAAACCUUCAUCCAACUAACUGUCUUGGCAUGCUGUUGCUGUCGGAUGCCCACCAGUGCACCAAGCUGUCAGAGCUCUCCUGGGGCAUGUGCCUCAGCAACUUUCCUGCAAUUUGCAAGACAGAGGACUUCCUCCAAUUGCCCAAAGAUAUGGUGGUGCAGCUUUUGUCACAUGAGGAGCUAGAGACGGAAGAUGAGAGACUGGUUUAUGAAGCUGCGCUUAACUGGAUCAACUAUGACCUGGAAAAGAGGCACUGCCACCUUCCGGAGCUCCUGAGAACGGUCCGUCUGGCCCUGCUGCCUGCCAUCUUUCUCAUGGAGAACGUUUCAACAGAAGAGCUGAUCAACGCAAAGCCCAAGAGCAAGGAGCUGGUGGAUGAAGCCAUCCGCUGUAAGCUGAAGAUCCUGCAGAAUGAUGGCGUAGUGAACAGCCCAUGUGCUCGACCGAGAAAGACCAGCCAUGCCCUAUUCCUUCUGGGAGGGCAGACUUUUAUGUGUGACAAGUUGUACCUGGUGGACCAGAAAGCCAAAGAGAUCAUCCCCAAGGCCGACAUUCCCAGUCCCAGAAAGGAGUUCAGUGCCUGCGCUAUCGGCUGUAAGGUGUAUAUCACUGGCGGUAGAGGCUCAGAGAAUGGUGUGUCCAAAGAUGUGUGGGUCUACGAUACCGUCCACGAGGAAUGGUCAAAGGCAGCACCCAUGCUCAUUGCCAGGUUUGGGCACGGCUCUGCGGAGCUGAAACACUGCCUCUACGUGGUUGGAGGUCACACGGCAGCGACUGGCUGCCUCCCAGCUUCGCCGUCUGUAUCACUCAAACAGGUAGAGCAGUUUGAUCCAGUAGCAAACAAGUGGACCAUGGUGGCUCCUUUGAGAGAGGGUGUCAGCAACGCAGCUGUGGUCAGCGUCAAGCUCAAGCUCUUUGCCUUCGGAGGAACCAGCGUCACCCACGACAAGCUGCCCAAGGUGCAGUGCUAUGACCCGCAGGAGAACCGAUGGUCUGUGCCCGCGUCCUGCCCGCAGCCGUGGCGCUACACUGCCGCUGCAGUGCUGGGAAACCAGAUCUUCGUCAUGGGCGGGGACACAGAGUUCUCAGCAUGCUCGGCUUAUAAGUUCAGCAGUGAGAGCUACCAGUGGACUAAAGUGGGCGACGUGACAGCCAAGCGGAUGAGCUGCCAGGCUGUGGCGUCGGGGAACAAACUGUAUGUGGUGGGUGGGUACUUUGGCACUCAGCGGUGUAAAACUCUGGACUGCUAUGACCCGACGCUGGAUGCGUGGAACAGCAUCACUACUGUGCCAUAUUCGCUCAUUCCAACUGCGUUCGUCAGCACCUGGAAACAUCUGCCUGCUUGAGACCCGAACCCUCUACCUACACCCUUUCCAUGAGAUUUCCCCCGUUUUGCAUCAUCUACUGGACUCCAACUGUGAAGAAGCACACAUUAUCUUACUCUAAAAGAGACACUGAGCAGUGAUGUACAGACACCGGCAUUCAUCUUCAUGUUGCAAAAGACGCAGAGACCGGACAAAAGCCGGACGCUUUACUGGAACGAUGUCGCCUCUCGUUUCCGAGAGGGAAGCUUGAGGCUUACAGUACAGUACACCAAACAAACAAACAAACAAACUGCUGCUUGCUAUAUGAGCCACAAACUCCGACCUUGUGUACAUCUGACAUAUCAGACUUGUGCUUUCAUGCUGCCAUACGAAGACUGCAAACAUUACACAACCUGCAUUUUUCCUCAUUUAGUCAUGAUGGGCUUGUGAGGAUCUUUAUUGAUGUUUUUCUCUAUGAUAAAAAAAAAUACUCUUUUCAUCAAGGCUGCAGUGUAUAGCAUGAUGGAUGUUCUAUUUAGGCUGAGGGAGGGAGUAUGCAAUGAUUGGUGUGCUAAAGGACAGUUUGACUGAAUAUAGCUGAUUUUUUAAAGGCACAAUGAAGGAGCAAAUCACCCUCUUCUCUCCUCUAAUAAGCUCUUUUGUUUGACCCCUUAUAUCUUUUUUUCCACUGCUAUUAAAGACGUGCUCUGACACAGAAGCAAAACCAUCGAGUGCUCCUCUUAUGAAGGCUUUGGCAGUUUGCUGUCACUGCGAGGUGUUGACGACCAACACCAGCUGAGGUUGAAGGAGGAUGGAAGGGAUGUGUGCGUGGCCGGUGGGGGGUCGAGGUGCCUCGAGGUCACGACCCUUAAAUGUUUUCUGUUCCUCAGCUACGCAUUAACGCCCGCUGAGCGCCGGUUAACUAACCCACUGUACACAGUGUUUGGAUUCAUCGCUUCAGAAAGAACACUGUCACAUUCAGCUGUGCGCUUAAUGCUGUAAAAGACCGGCUGUGCUUCUGUUAUUCUGAUAAAAGCAGUCGCUCGCUUGCUGAGUCAUGGCUGAACCCUUUCAAGAGCAUGUCCACUCAUAGUGAUUCAGUAAAAACUGGCAUGAACUCUUUUCUGUGGUCACAGAAAUCUUGUCACCUUAACCUGAACUGAGAAUGAAUCAGUUUCUUUUUAAAAACUCGCUGCAAUGUAGUCUUAAUUUAUAUGACAAUGAUUACUCUGUUAUGUUAAUAUGUUUAAUCCUAUUUAUUUCUUCUUCUGCCUGCAUUCUUAUGUGAAUGUAUGUUCGGGUUAUGUUAUGCAUGGCCAGGUGUUGUGUUUUUAUUUGAUCUCAGUUGGGCUGCAUUUUGCACAAUUCAGUCUUUCCCAGUAGGAACUUCUUUUUAAAGAGACAGAUGUGAGACUCUCACAGAGUGUGGAUGGGAGAGGGAGAACGGCUCGGAUUACUGAUGGUGUAACGCAGUUCAGGCCGUAAGGUUGCUGCCCAAAUAAGAAGACUGAACAGGGUUAAAAUAAAUUUUCAUUUUCUCUUUUAUGGGAGACACUACAGGUUAAUAGGAUAAAAAGUUUUAACUAUAACUCACCAUAAAAUCUUCCCCAGAUGAUUACUUACAUUAAGAAAAUAUAUUUUUUGCAUGUUUAAAUAUGCAAAUGAGGCAUUAUCAUAUUAAAAAUAGUUUAACUUUUGUUGAAAUUGGAUCUUUUUUUAUCCCUUCAAGAAAAUACUGUCAACAGCCAUAAAAAAAAAUCUAAAUCAUGUUUUUAGGAAUAAAAUGUCACACAAAUCAGGCCGUGAAUGAUACAUGUGAGAUUUCUGGCUCAGAGUUUGAGAAAUAUAACUAAUAGAUAUCUUACUGACUUCCCCAGUUUAUUAUUUGCAUUGACAUUAUUUUUGUGUUACACGUUUUCUGAAAUGUUAUGUGUAAAUAUGCAAAUGAGGCAUCAUCUAAUAUUAAUUUUAGGUGUAUUUAAGAGAAAUCUAAAGACGCAAACAGCCAAAGUGUAGUAAAACAAAAACCUAUUUCCACUAGUCUGAAAGAAGAUGUGUUAUGGAAGGAAAAUAGCCCAGAAUCUCAAAAUUGACCAGUGGAUUAAAACAUGUUUUUGCCUGUAGUGUCUCACCUUAAGCUCUAACCUGGGUCCAAGACUGUCUCAAACAAAACAGGAAGAUAUGAACCAGAAAACAGAUAAGGCUGCUGGAACGGUGCAGAGUGUGACCCAGUAACUAAUCCUGACAUGGCUAAGAAUGUGACAGUCU
Centropristis striata (black sea bass) is the source of this 4300-nucleotide messenger RNA. It is a transcript of the gene enc1, whose product is annotated as ectodermal-neural cortex 1. The record is from RefSeq and is a predicted model, not a curated record. The transcript is spliced from 3 exons. The coding region runs from base 299 to 2074 and encodes 591 amino acids. Gene Ontology annotation, molecular function: protein binding. Lineage: Eukaryota; Metazoa; Chordata; Actinopteri; Perciformes; Serranidae.